Molecule: messenger RNA, 546 nt
Organism: Brassicogethes aeneus
Lineage: Eukaryota; Metazoa; Arthropoda; Insecta; Coleoptera; Nitidulidae
Source: the annotation of a GenBank genome assembly
AUGUUGGUAAAUGUAGAAAAAUUGACCAAAAUCUCUGAAUUACGAAAAAGACAUAAAAGGUCAACUGAAGUCAAAGAUCAAUGCAUAAUAAUGGAAGAUAAUGGAAAAUGGACUGUAUCAUCUACUUUUGGUGCAGACACAUAUCAUAUAAAACCAUCUACUACUAAUUUUCUAUGCAACUGCAACAUAAAAUGUACCGAUUGUAUCCAUUCUUAUCGUUGUUCUUGUCCAGACUCUUCAAUUAAAUCACUUUCGUGGAAUAUGUGCACAUAUACAUGUAAACAUGUUCAUUUGUUAAGGAUGUCUCCCAAAGGAAAACUUAGUACAAUUGAAGAAAGAGAAGAUAUUGGUCACAUGGUAAUUGAUUGUGAUUCCAGAAAAGCGGAGGAAAAUAUUAUAUUAAAAAAAAAACGAAAAAAUGCUGUAGAAAAUACAAAUCAGUUAAGUGAAGAUUCAGGAAGGGUGCGGGAAAAGGAAAAUGAGCCUAAAAGGAAAUUCAUCCCAACGAAGAAAAAAAUCUACAAAAAAAUUGUAAAAACCAUCUAG